Molecule: messenger RNA, 1567 nt
Organism: Trematomus bernacchii (emerald rockcod)
Lineage: Eukaryota; Metazoa; Chordata; Actinopteri; Perciformes; Nototheniidae
Gene: lrrc6
Product: leucine rich repeat containing 6
Exons: 12
Coding region: 23-1357 (444 amino acids)
Biological process (GO): outer dynein arm assembly
Cellular component (GO): cytoplasm
Molecular function (GO): protein binding
Source: RefSeq, a predicted model, not a curated record
CAGACAACAGACAGAGCGCAAGAUGGUUCACAUCACAGAGGAUCUGAUUCGCCGCCGGGCCGAACACAACGAGUGUGAGAUCUUCUCUCUGGAGGAAGUGACUCUCCACCAGCAGCACCUGGAGAGGAUCGAACACAUCGAGCGCUGGUGCAAAGAGCUGAAGAUCCUCUACCUGCAGAACAACCUCAUCCCCACGAUCGAGAAUGUGGGUCGCCUGAAGAAACUGGAGUACUUGAAUCUGGCCUUGAACAACAUUGAAGUCAUUGAAAACCUUGAAGGCUGUGAGAGCCUCCAGAAGCUGGACCUGACGGUGAACUUCGUGGGUCUCCUGAGCAGCGUGGAGUCUCUGAAACACAACGUUCACCUGGCUGACCUCUACCUGGUGGGAAACCCCUGCUCAGAGUUCCAGGGGUACAGGAAGUACGUGGUGGCAACUCUACCCCAACUACAGCGUCUGGACGGGACGGAGAUCAGCCGCUCGGAGAGGAUUCGAUCCCUUCAGGGUCUGGAGGAGGUGAGGAAGGAGGUGAGGAAGCAGGAGACAGAGUACCUGAAGAGGAGAGCCAAGGAGAGGGAGGAGGCAGGAGAGGAGGCAGGGAACAAGGAGAGGAAACCAGGCUUCGACGGACGCUGGUACACCGACAUCAACAACACAGAUCUGAUUUUGGAGGAGAACCAGGAGAACCAGGAGAACCAGGAGAACCAGGAGGUGGAUGAGGAGCAGCAGGAGAAUGAUUUCUGGAACAAGCCGUGUUCCUUCACCCCUGAAUCUCGCCUGCAGGCUCACCGCCACCUGGAAGACAAGAAGAGGGCAAAGGAGAAGGGGAAAGAGAAGAAGCCGAAGCCCCCGAGGACGUUGAUCACCGCUGAAGGACGAGUGAUGAACGUCAACGAGCCCAAGCUGGACUUCUCUCUAACUGAAGAUGAAGUAAACAACACGAUUAUCUUAAACCUGGAGGUGUACAGACACAUGGACUCCUCUCUGAUCGACGUGGAUAUUCAGACAACGUACGCCAGAGUCAACGUCAAGGGAAAGAUAUUUCAGAUGUUGCUGCCUGCUGAAGUGAAGCCGGACAGCUCCACGGCGCUGAGGUCUCAAACCAGCGGACACUUGGUGCUCAACAUGCCUCGGGCUGAAGGUGAAAUCAAAGUCACAAAGAAAGUCCCACGUCCGCCCAUAGCGCCUCAACAGAAACGCAACAACUCGCAGGAGGACGAUAAAAGGAAGUUAAAUAAAGUUCCUGAGCGUCUGGAAGUCGACCCGAGCAAACACACAGCGGUCGAUCUGAACAUCGUGCGGAGCCUCAAACAUCAGGAAGCUCCGCCUCCAGAAGUUGAAAAAACGCUGCUUUUCUGACGGGUUUUGGGACGCCCCCGACGUUCCCCCCCGCUGAUUUAAGAAUUUAAUAUGAUGGAUACCACUGAUUCUGCACAUUAACUGCAUUUAUAUUCUCCUUUAUGAGGUUAAAAGACUGGAUCUGACGCCCCUUCUCACCUGAAGUCUGUCAAAAGUUGAUUGUCAAGAAAAGUGCUAUAAAAAUACAAUUUAUUAUUAUUAUUAUAGUGA